This is a messenger RNA of Bombus pyrosoma, 5319 nucleotides long. RefSeq names its product putative ATP-dependent RNA helicase Pl10 (gene bel). The record is from RefSeq and is a predicted model, not a curated record. Gene Ontology annotation, molecular function: RNA binding; ATP binding; RNA helicase activity. The coding region runs from base 527 to 2638 and encodes 703 amino acids. Gene Ontology annotation, biological process: gamete generation; cell differentiation. Gene Ontology annotation, cellular component: nucleus; P granule. Lineage: Eukaryota; Metazoa; Arthropoda; Insecta; Hymenoptera; Apidae. The transcript is spliced from 8 exons.
AAUUUGGAUGUAGUCAAUAUGUCGAACAUGGGUACCAACCGAUAAUAAAUUAGAAAAGUAAUACAAUGUGUUCACGGAUUCCAUUCUAACAUCAUGUAUAAGCCGUAAAUAUUGUUCCAAACUUUAAUACGCUAGAGUAGUAGGAAUGGUAAACAAACAGAAAAUUGUCCAGCAAAGUAUGCUCUUUUAGUUGCGUCGAUAUCCGGCGGAUAUUAGUCGUCAGCCAUUUUGCUAGCGAUAUUUCGGCGCUCGGCCAUUUUUGUUGCGUCGACGUCAAGUGUGGCCAGAGGCCUUUCGUCGUAGCCAGUAUUCGAAUUUCCUUUGUAUCGAAUUAUCGACAGGCAGAAACUGUAAUACUAAAUACUUGACUUAGUCGACAAGUUUCGUUUUUAGCUCAUCAAGAAACGAAAGGAAAGAAAAAAGGAACGAACAAUUGAAAUUUUUUGCUUAGUGAUUACCUAGGUGAGAAAUAGCUAAAGAGCUUCUGCGGCAGAGCCACGAAAAAUACGCACCGAGGCGGAGUAAUAUGAGUAAUGCAGCCAACCAGAAUGGAUCAGGUCUAGAGCAGCAGUUAGCUGGUCUGGACUUGCAGGGCUCCCGCCAACCAAGUGGGGGUCGCUACGUAGCACCGCAUUUGCGAAAUAAAUCUGGAAGUAACGCGCCUUCUGGCGGUGAUCACCAUUUUUCUUCCAACUCAAGACCAUAUUCCGAUAGAGAUAGAGGAAGAGAUCGCGAUCGUGAAAGGGAAAGGGAUAGAGAUCGUGAUAGGGGAAGAGGUGGUUCAGCCUACAGAGAUACACGCUCCCGUGACGUCGACUUUGGAAAUUUCGGGAAUUUUGGUGGGCGCAACAGACGUAGUGUCAAUCAAGAAAAUGGAAGAGAUUAUAGAUACGCCAAUUCUGACCGUGACCGAGAGCGAGAGCGGGAUCGCCAAAUUAAUUCUGGAAAUGAUCGUUGGCAGGAACAACCUAGAAAUGAUCGCUGGCAAGAGAGCAGAAACGAUCACAGAAUGGGCGGCGGUAGAUGGAAGGACGAUAGAGAGGGAGGUAGAACAAACUCUGAAAUCGACUGGACAAUUCCCACUUCCAGAGAUGAGCGAUUGGAGGUGGAGUUAUUUGGUAGUGGCAAUACUGGCAUUAACUUUAGUAAAUAUGAGGAUAUCCCGGUUGAGGCUACUGGGGAUAACAUACCUCCACACAUCACAUCUUUUGACGAAGUUAAGCUGACGGAGAUAAUAAAGAAUAGCAUUACUUUGGCUGGUUAUGAUAAACCCACGCCAGUACAGAAAUAUGCGAUACCGAUUAUUAUCGGGCGCCGUGAUGUUAUGGCCUGUGCCCAAACGGGGUCUGGUAAAACAGCGGCCUUUUUAGUGCCAAUAUUAAAUCAGAUUUAUGAAAGCGGGCCACGUGCACCUCCAGCCAACACUUCUGGAAAGCGUAAACAUUUCCCUCUUGGUCUAGUACUAGCACCUACAAGAGAGCUUGCUACGCAAAUAUAUGAUGAGGCGAGGAAAUUCGCAUAUAGAUCACGCAUGCGUCCUGCUGUUGUUUAUGGUGGUUCGAACAUUGUAGAUCAAAUGCGAGAAUUAGAUCGUGGUUGUCAUCUUCUUGUUGCAACACCUGGUCGCCUUGUAGAUAUGUUAGGGCGAGGUAAAAUUGGGUUGCAUAAUUGCCGAUAUUUAGUAUUGGACGAAGCAGAUCGUAUGUUGGAUAUGGGUUUCGAGCCACAAAUAAGACGUAUAGUCCAGGAGGACACAAUGCCUCCUACCGGGGAAAGGCAGACACUUAUGUUUUCAGCUACGUUUCCGAAAGAAAUUCAAAUGUUAGCAAGAGACUUCCUCAGUAACUAUAUCUUUUUAGCUGUAGGCCGUGUUGGUUCUACAUCUGAAAAUAUUACUCAGAAAAUCGUAUGGGUGGAAGAACAUGAUAAGCGUUCUUAUUUGCUUGACCUUCUUGAAGCUGGCAACUUCUCAGAUUCUUCUGCUGAGUCAUUGAGUCUAAUAUUUGUGGAAACAAAGAAAGGUGCGGAUAUGUUGGAGGAAUAUUUACAUCAAAUGGGAUAUCCGGUGACUAGCAUUCAUGGUGAUCGGACACAACGUGAACGAGAAGAAGCUUUGCGUCGCUUCCGAGCUGGUAAAGCGCCAAUACUUGUUGCUACCGCUGUUGCUGCCCGUGGGCUUGAUAUUCCACACGUGAAGCACGUAAUCAACUUCGAUUUGCCGGGAGACGUUGAAGAAUACGUUCAUCGAAUUGGCCGUACUGGUCGUAUGGGAAAUUUAGGUUUAGCAACGUCGUUCUUCAACAGCAAGAAUAUUAACUUGGUGCGCGAUUUGGUAUCUCUUCUAAUUGAAGCUAAUCAGGAACUACCUCCUUGGUUAGACGAUAUGUUCUCUGAAGCAAGAUACUCUGGAGGUGGAUCUCGACGGCCUGGGAGUACUAAAGGCCGAUUUAGCGGCGGGUUUGGUGCUAGAGAUUAUCGUCAAACACCAAGUUCCGGAUCUGCCCGUAAUAAUGGUUCCUCCAAUAGGCCUGGCAGUUAUGGAGGAAGUUAUGGCAAUUACGGAGGUAACUAUAACAGCCCGUAUAAUAGUUCUGCUAACAAUGUCAGCGGUAAUGAUUCUGAUUGGUGGGACAAGUAAAUAUCAUUAUCGCCAUUUCUAUUUUCACUUUUACCAUUAUUACUAUCUGUACACGUAAAUUCAAAUAUAUGUAAGAAAGACACGUACGACAUACACAUCGGGUACAACACGCACGUAUUUGCGCGCGUAUACGUAUACACAAGAAAAGACAGUAUCACGUAUAAAAAAAAUCACAUUCGCUGACUGCCUGUGCACUACAAUUUUCAAACUAAAAGGAAAAAAAAUAAUUGUGUUUAUUCAAUUCCAUAAAUACUUUUAUUCGCGUGCGACGAGACACGAUUGACAAAUCCAUAAUGCAAUCUUCAGCAUUAAGAACUGUGAAAGGGAUUCAUCGUACGAUAGAUACAGAGAUGAUGAAUUCAUUUUGAAGGGAAAGAGUUAUCAGGAUUUGUCAUCAGCCAUUGGAGAGAAAUGUAGGGGAUCCAUCCAAAGUUUCGUUGCCGUGCGUGUUGAACAACACACAAAUAGUAUAUUGAUUAAUGAAUCAAAUCGAGCAGUCGUUAAUGCCUAGCUACGGUAUAACGAUGUGAAGCGUAGUAGGUGAAGAAACUUAGUGAAAUUUUUUAGAACUCCUGUCGAGACUAUGGGGCUCAUUGUGGCUUCAUUAUUAAAAUUUUUGAAGGACGUGGUGGGCGUAUCUUCGAGAAUCGUGUGGCGUCUAGAUUCGUAUAAUCAUAGAGCUUUAAAUGCACAAGUGCUUUAUUAUUCUCGCCUGAAUGGCCAGUACCUUGUGUAAUUUAAUUUAAUACCAGUGGCGCCAUUUUCCUCCUUACUUCGUUUUUAACGCAUCUAUAUUUGACUAGGCGCCUACGAUACGCCAUAUCGCCAUCGCCAUAGGUUUCGUCACGAUUCCUGUUUUAAAUUUACUAUAGUCCAGCGACGAAUGGUACUUUGUUGUUUUGCCGUCCCCAGACACAGACGACGUUGCGCCGGCGAUAUCAUGGUUUAAUCGGCUAUAUCGCGUUAAGUGUUCAGUAGUCGAGAGCUUCGAUGUUAUGAAAAGGACACACAGGCUACGUCUUAAGGUACUUUUAGAAAUCUCGUUUAUAUUUCUGUCACGUCCUGUUAAUAUAUAAGUAAGUUUAAAAAGUCUGAUGCUGUAAACUUCUUGCUUCUGUAACUCUUUCAAUCCAAAGAGUUAUUUUAUUUAAAAGUUGGGUCAUUGUGUUUAGAGUAGGCUGAACAUUUUCAGCAAACGUCAGGUAUAUUUGUACCUGAAUUUUAACGUACUCUGAUCAGAAUUUCUAAACGUAACAAAGACGUUGUCCUGUAAAAUUGGUACGGUGGUCAAAAUCAUAGAUCGCAAUACUGAAUGCGAGUGCUCUAGAACGAGAAAGCUUACACACACACACACACACACGCGCGCGCGCGCGCGCACGCACGCACGCACACACACAGAGAAAAAAAAGAGAAAAAAAAAAGAAAUAAAGAUAAAAAGAAGACAAAAAAGAAAAAACGGGUAAAAAAAUAUACGGUUGCAGUUACAGAAGGGAACUUCAAAAGAGAUAAGAACAAAGAGCAAAAAUGCAUUACGUUGUUUGCUGGCUCAACCUUACAAGACAAAAGGGGGUAAAAAAAGAAGAAAAAUAUACAAAAAGCAGGCCCUCUGAAAAUAAGGAUGCAUAAAGGCGCACUCAUAUUUUAUAACCGUAUUUAUCAGUACGCUAUAUAUAUAUAUACAUAUAUAUAUAUACAUACUAAGUAAUAUUCGUAAAUACAUAAAACAUUAAAAUAAUUGAAAAACGACUGUGAUACCGAACGAUCUUGUGACAUUCAAUUUCCAUGCGAAUUGAUAAAUGAACAAUUUAACGAAAUACAAAUAUUAAAUGUAUUAAUUAAUCGGCAUUGAAUGUCCGGAAAGCAUGAGCUCAGUUGUUUGAGCAGAGGAUGGAAAUAUUAAGUCGUUAAAAGUGAAUAGAACAUCAAGAACAACGUGGCUGUUGUCCGAUCGGGGAGGGCUGAACGCUAGCCUCUUACAGUCCUAAAAACACGUUUUUGGGGCAUUGUUUCUACUUAAAAUAAACGCGCAUUAAUAAUAGAUAAUAACGGCGGAACGCGUCAUUACUGAUUGAUGAUGUUGGUAGGGCUUUAUAGAAUGUCGAUAUCUUUUGUGCAAACAUGUCGGAUUCUUACCUAAUCUAUGUGAGAAAAAGUACAAAUUCAAUUUGUGUGACAACUGACAGGAUUUUUAGACAUGUCAUACUUAUACCUGUUAUAUUAAUAGAUUUAUAGUGCAAUCGCGUGCGUGAAUCGUAUGCCGUGUGACAGUGGACCAAGGUGUGAAUGCCUCUUUGACCGGGAAUAAUUAUUUCAACUAGAACUUUCAAAUAGUGUUAUACGAAUAAUAUUGUUGGCUUCCGACCAUGAUUGAUGCGUGUGGUUUCAAAUUCUAAUAUGAUUGAUUUAUCGUCGAGUCCGUUUAUCAACUCGGAGGCCCUGCCAAGAACAUUACAAGAAGAAUUCACAACGAAAAGUGAUCGGUCACUUUUCUGUUAAUAUAGUGUACAAUUUUACGGCACAAUUGUUCAGUUAGACCUUAGUCUAUUUAAGAGAUAGUAGAUCAUGCCGUAAUAUUACUAUUACUAUUAUCACUAGUACCACUAUCGCUAUUGUUCGUAUUAUUAUUAUUAUUAUUAUUAUUAUUAUUAUUAUUAUUAUUACUAUUAUUAUUAUUAUUAUUA